Molecule: messenger RNA, 585 nt
Organism: Lobosporangium transversale
Lineage: Eukaryota; Fungi; Mortierellomycota; Mortierellomycetes; Mortierellales; Mortierellaceae
Exons: 1
Coding region: 1-585 (194 amino acids)
Source: RefSeq, a predicted model, not a curated record
AUGAGCACCACCACUUUCACAAACAGCUCCUCAAGCACCUUUCCUCCAUCCACAUUCUCCAUCAUAGCCCUCAGAACACUAGAGACCCUAGAGAACGUGGUCAUGGCCCCCUUGCCUCAGGGUCCUCUCUCAGCCAAUGCCCGUGCUCAGCUUCAACAAGAGCUGGAACAGAUCCGCAACAGGACUGCAGAGUUCCAGCAAGCCUACAAUGCUGCACAUGCCUCCAUCCCAGGCUAUCAACAACUAGUCUUGACUACUCACGCACAGGUCGCUGCAGCAAAGCAGGCUGUCCUACAGGCCAAAGGAAUCACCACAUCCUCGGCCUCCUCAUCCGGCGCCAGUUCCGGCUCAAAUUCCAAUGCAUCCUCUCCUCCCUCACCCUCACCGCUCUCCAACAGCAAACCAGGAAUCCAGUCCGAGUCGAACCUGAAGCGACUGGAGCAGGAACAUGUAGACCUUGGCCUAAAAUUGUCCCAAGUCUUGAGAGACAAAGCCGAGGCUGAAGAGACCAAGAAAAGAUUGAGUGAUUAUAUUGCUCGUGCAAAAUCAAGGAUUAAGGAAAUCGAGCGGAGGCUUCAGGAAUAA